Molecule: messenger RNA, 3062 nt
Organism: Caenorhabditis auriculariae
Lineage: Eukaryota; Metazoa; Nematoda; Chromadorea; Rhabditida; Rhabditidae
Source: the annotation of a GenBank genome assembly
AUGUCAAAAAUAGCAGGUCGAAUAUCCAGGAUACCAAAAACUUUGUGGGAGCACAAAAAGAAAACAGCUUUUGCCGGGUUUUUAGGUUAUCUGGGAGUUGAUUUUGCGAUUCGAUGGAACUUGUGAGUUGAAUGGAGAUUUUCCAAUUUCAUUUUGAUGAGGUCGACAGAAAUCAGAAGAUUCGGGGAUUUUAUGCACGCCAGGCCUUGGAGUACGGCCAGCAGACGAUAUCGCGUGAGAUUAUCAGCAGGGGUUUUUCAAUUUUUUUUUUUUGCAGCUGAGGUCAGACCGAGACGCGUUUUUGUGUUGGUGAACGUAGAGGCCAACGGACGACAUUGCUACGACGACUUCCAGAAGAACGCGAUGCCGCUGUUCAACUUGGCCGGUAUCCAGGUCGACGUCGUCAAGGUCCUUUCCACGCUUUUCUUUUUUCGCAAGUCGGAAUUGAUUUAUUUGAAAAAAAAAACAGAGUACUGUGCUGAAUUCCACAGACCAAAACGUUGAGAUAGUUCUGUUCAAAGAAGUCCAAUUUAGCAGAAAUUCAAAUUUAAAGUUAGAAGAAAAGGUCUUGAAAUAUCGUAAUUAAGAAUUUUUCAGAAAUCAAUUAAGUUUAUGCGAUUUUUUCCGUGGUUCUUAGGAAUCUUUGCAGUGUUCCAGCCUUGUAAUUCAGCGUUUCUGUGUUUACGUUUUUUUCAAGUUACUGCAUGUGAAACGAAAGAAGUUACGAAUCAGAACGAGCAUUCAUUUUGACGAUACAAAGAAGAUUUUCGAUCCAAAAGCUCUCAGUUUUCUCUCUGGGACUUUUCUGCGCCCUCCUCGUCUCUCGGCGUCUCUCUCUCUCUCUCUCUCUCUCUCUCUCUCUCUCUCUCACGUUAACGUCCCAUUUUCAUGUUACUCUCACCUCGCUGAUGAGGGAACAGAGAGACGGUGAACGGAGUAUAUUUUGUAGAUUCAAGUCAAUCUUGUUUCACUUUCCUGUUCUCUCGCAGAUCCUUCACUGGUAAAUCGAGAGGUCGAUACAAUUAGGUGCCGGGUAGCAACUUCAAAGUCAAUCGGUGCAUGUUAAUCGGUGGUAGUUUGUACGCGACCGGUUACUAUCUGUAUGGUACCUGGAUACUACCGGAGAGGUAUCGCUAUGCUACCGGGUAUGACUUCUGACGAGCGUAUGCUUUCCGGUAACAUGAGAGUAGCUGAUAAGUGCCUACCCGGUACCUACUUUCAUCGACCUCUAGAUUCACCUUUGUCUAAACCCCGUUUUCAGUGUUUUUUUUUUUUUGAGUAUAUUCCGCACCUAUACAGUUUUCCAGGCGGACAACGAAGUGCAAUUGGAAGCUCUCGCUGGUGCCAUCGACGAACAAGAAGCAGACGCGGUCUACGUGGUCGGAGGGGACGGAACCAUGGGCAAAGUGGUCACCGGCAUCUUCAGAAAUCGGUAAAAUUCAAAGCAUAAAGGUAGUGGCCUAAGUGUUUCAGAACAGAGGCGCCACUUCCGGUCGGCUGUUAUCCAGGAGGCUGUGAUAAUCUUUGGCUGAAGCGUAUGGCUCCUGCCGUUUUUGGUACUUGUUGAAUCGUUGAAAUAUCUUCAGCUCCGAAGAAAUUAAGAGAACGCGAAAGACGUCAGAGGAGCUUGCGAAAGUGCGAUGGCCGUCGUGGAAGGACGUCUGCAGCCAGUCUACGCCUUCGAGUUCUCCAUUGUAUUUCAGUUCAUGGAUUUCGUGUUGAAAAGUGUAUCCUCAGCCUGAUUCCGAGGAGCCUGUACAGUAUGGAGUGGGCGACGUCGGCGCCGGCUGGUUCCGUCAGAUAGAGGACAAAAGGAAAAAGUUGUGGUACUUUGGGGCUUUGAAACGAAGAUGGGCCUAUGUCUGGGAAAUGGUCAAGGUUUGCUCUACCCGAAUCUGUACGUUUUGAAACAAAUAUAUGCAAGAGAGGUCACAAAAAUAACAAACUUUUUUCUUGGUUUUCGAGCUAAUAAUUUAUCUUUCUCAACAAUAAUCUGUUCUCCUCUCCACUAUGUUUGAUUGUCCUCUUGUUUCCGAACAAUCAAACAUUGCGAAACCUGCUCGGAAGACCAAUAUUAUGCCGUGUUCAAUUUGAUUGCGCGAAAUGCAAAAGGAUCUCUGACUCUCCAAAAUUUAGUGAUAUUUUCCUUUCUCUAACGGGUAUUUUGCAUUUCGCGGAAUGAAAUUGAACACGGCAUAAUAAUUUUUGAAGAUUUGAAGGAAAAAUUUGGAAGAGUAAAUGCAAACCUUCUAUAUCUUGAAACCAUUUGUCCCUGUCAUUUUCAGAGAUCGCCAGAACCACUCGAAGCACAAGUCGAGUACGAAAUGCCGUGCUCUGGCUGCGAGAAAUGCCGUCCAAAGCCUGUCUACACGCCGCCGACCUGGCGCUGGUGGCACAUUCUGACUGGAACGCCCAGGGUGAAACCAGACAAAAGUUGGUUGCAGCCUAUAAUAACGCAAGUCGCGUCUGUUCUUCAGCGUUGCGCGACUUCACUGGCGUUCUCAACGAAAACUGCGGCAAAGAGCAAGAAUUGAGUAUACGUGGCACCGAUUUCCUCGUAGAAAAUCAGCAAGUCUAUGACCACGAAGUGAGAUUUUCUUGGCGUUAAAACUGACUCCACCAUUUUAGCUGUGGUCUCAACUGAGGCUAAGGAUGGGCGGAGAGAAUUUCGGCAGGUUUGGAGUGAUCGCCGAGGGCCAACGCCGAUGCUCAGAGGUUGGCACCGGAAACAUAAAGUACUGAGAAAUAUCUUGAAGGAUCGAGUCGGAACAAGUUCGCAGCCUGACUUUUAUUCAAUUGACUUGCUGGCAAAAUCGCUCAAGUUGAAGUUUUCACAGUUUCCGGUUAGCCACCCCCUUCAAUUUUGAUUUUCAAUUUUCGGACCCAUAAUGAUUCAAACGGAUGAAUGUGUCUUCCAGGAAUACAUCCGCAGGAUCUACGUAUCAAGCAAUCCGCAGACUGAGAAUGUCGAAGAGAAAACUCUGCGAAUCAGUACGACUCAGCACAAAAUCAACGUCUUUUUGCCUUCGAUGAUACGCCUCGAUCUCGCGGAUCUUCAAUAA